Molecule: messenger RNA, 903 nt
Organism: Aspergillus versicolor CBS 583.65
Lineage: Eukaryota; Fungi; Ascomycota; Eurotiomycetes; Eurotiales; Aspergillaceae
Product: SGNH/GDSL hydrolase family protein
Exons: 3
Coding region: 1-903 (300 amino acids)
Molecular function (GO): hydrolase activity, acting on ester bonds
Source: RefSeq, a predicted model, not a curated record
AUGAAGACUCUUUCUCUCGCCCUGUUGGCCUCAACGGCCCUCGCGGUCCCUCACGCCCGCGCCCCAGGAGGCAAGUACCUCAUCAGCUUCGGAGAUUCGUACACUGCAACCGAAUUCGACAUCACCGGCGAACAGCCCUCAUCGUCCAACCCUAUCGGCAACCCCCCAUUCCCAGGAUGGACCUCAGCCGGCGGCGCGAACUGGAUCGGAAACCUCGUCGGCACCUAUAACAACUCCCUUCUGUUGAACUAUAACCUCGCAUACGGCGGCGCUACCGUCAACGCCUCCCUUGUCCCACCGUACUCUCCCGAGGUCCUCUCGGUUAUCGAUCAGGUCGCCGAGUUCAAGCAGUAUCUUUCCCCGGCAAACGCUUCUGCGCCAUGGACUGCUAACAAUACCCUUUUCGCUGUGUGGGAGCACACUGCUAACAGGAUCAGGGGCGUCAACGACGUCGGCGGCGCGUGGUAUCAGGAAAACCCCGAUGCCCUCCUAACCGAAAUCCUCAACCAGCUGUUCCAGCAAAUCGAGCUGGUUUAUGCCGGUGGAGCUCGCAACUUUGCCAUCUUGACUGUUCCCCCAACCGAACGAACACCACAAGUCACACAGGGCGAGAGCCCAGACUACACCAUUACGCACUUAAAAGCAGCGAUUGAGAGCUGGAAUACGCAGCUUACGCAGAAGGCGGAUGCAUUUGCGGCUAACCACACUGAUGCGGUUGUUAAGGUCGUCGAUACACAGCCGGCGUUUAAUGAUCUUCUCGAUGCGGGCGGUGAUGCCGCGAACUGCUAUAAUGAGGAUGGAAUUACCUGUCUCUGGUUUAAUGAUUAUCAUCCUGGGCUGGAGAUUCAGGAUGCCGUUGCUCAGGCCGUUGCGGAGGCGUGGCCGAGUUUCUUUACGCUGUAG